This is a messenger RNA of Didymodactylos carnosus, 1338 nucleotides long. Lineage: Eukaryota; Metazoa; Rotifera; Eurotatoria; Philodinida; Philodinidae. The record is from the annotation of a GenBank genome assembly.
AUGGAAUGUUUUGAGAAGAGACGUGAAACUAAAAAUCAUCAAAGUGGUCAUCCUGUAGUACAAUUUCGAACACCAUCGGAAGUAUUGGGAGCUGAACUUAAAACCGAGGACCUAACAUUGAAAAUCUUAGAAAAAUUAUUCCAACGAGAAAGACAUAGUAAUAUAACUUGUAAUGGAUGCCUACAACGACCUAUCAUUGGUCUUCGUUUCAAAUGUGAUACAUGUCCCAAUUACGAUUUGUGUCAUCAAUGCAUAUCAAAGUCUAUAACAACGGAUAGUCAUAAACUAGAUCAUCCUCUUGUUGCCGUUCCAAAACAUCGAAUACCACAGAUUGACAGAGAUGAUAUUGAACUUGGUGAUGCUUUAGGACAAGGAGCAUUUGGUGAGCACACACUUUUUCUGCUAUCAUUGUUAAAACUCUUCGUAUAUCAUUUAGGCACUGUGUAUAAAGCAAUAUGGUUAUCGAAAAAGCGCACAGUUGCUUGUAAAGUGAUCAUUGCUUCUGCAACACGGUCAGAAGCUUUGUUCAAUAGUUUUCUCAAAGAACUAGCUGCUUACAGAGAGUUAUCUGGCGCGUAUAUUCUCAAAACUUUCGGUUACACGCAGACAAAACUUGCCGAAGGGUUGAAUGAAUAUCGACUCAUUACGGAAUUUAUGGAGAAAGGUAGUCUGCAGUCAUUAAUUGAUAAUGCGGACAACGACUUAUCGAUCCGUCGAAAGUUAGACAUGUCGUGUAAUAUCGCUAGCGGAAUGAGAAAGAUUCACGAACACAAUAUGAUACAUCGAGACAUCCGACCAGAUAAUAUUCUUGUGAACGACCAACUUGUGGCUAAAAUUGGUGAUAUGGGUAUUGCUCGAACAGUUGAUACAAAAGAUUGCCAUACGCAAAUCGGUUGUCAACCGUUUAUGCCACCAGAGUUUUUUUGUGGAGAAAAUAACAAAGCCUCAUAUAAUCAAAAACUUGAUAUUUACACCUUUGGAUUAACACUCAAUAUAUUAUUUACCAACACACAACAUAAAUUUCAGGUAUUAAGCAAACAAAAAAUUCUUAUAAAACAAAGCCCUGUAUUUUGGGACCUCAUUUGUCGUUGUACAGAUGAUCAUCCCGAACAACGGCCCUCAGCCGUGGAGCUGGAGAAAACUUUGGAACUGUACAAUAUCGCUUUCAAACAACUCGUUAUCCAAGUAGAUCGGAGUUAUGUUAGCCUAUCGACUGAGGAUAAAAACAAAAAGUUUAUGGAAUUUUACGAAUCUUUCGAUCCACAAGCGAGAAAAUAUAUCAUAAAGAUGUUUCCUCGAGUUGUUCGAGAAAACAGUAGUGGCAGUCAAUUUGGUUAA